GGGCCGGCCAGGUCGCACCGUGAUUUCCGGUUGGCUGUGGGGGCUGGCGGGCCGCACGCACGCACGCACGCAUGCACGCACGCACGCAGUUCCCCAAAUUUCCAGCCAAGUUUUAGCCUUGGUUUGCGUAGCUGCCAAUGGAGGGCCCCCUCCCUCCCCCGCCGUGAAUACGGCCCAGAGAGGGCCUAGCACAAAGCCCCUUCUCUGAUACAGGCAGAUCCCGGCAGGGUUUUCUGAGGCAGAAUACCAUCUAUAUUUCUGUGUAAUAGCUCCAUUCAUUCCUCAAAGGCGGUGACUGUGUCUUUUCUUUUAAAAGUGCACUGUUGGGAGGAGCCGGAGACAUCCCUAAGGAGCUCCGCGGACCAGGAGCCUCCUCCCCCCUCCCUUUUUAAUCUGGGCUAAUGCUGCCUAGAUCCAGGCCCCAUCUCAACUCUGUUAAUCCUGGGCCCCAUCCUCCCCGGGAGAUAAUCCCUAAAAGAGCCCGUUAAAGCUCCAGCUGGGAUGAGUGGUGCCUACCCUAGACAUCAUUUUCUCGGGCUUCCUGGCUUGGGGCCAAACCGAGGCUUUGGGCUGGGACCUCACCUGCCUGCCUUCUCAGUAGCAAAUGCUGGAAGGGGACUGUCUCCCCAUCCAGCGGGCCCCUCCCAGGGGAAUUAGAAUGGAGCCUUUUCCUUGUUGGCUGCAUUUUGCGGAGCCCCAUCAGGGAAGGUCACACACGAUAGGCUGUGGAGGGCAACCUCCCUUGAAGUCAGGCCAAGGGAGAGAGCCUGCUUUGUUCCUCCAGAGAAAGAAGGGAGGGGAAGGGGCUUCCAGUUCCCAAAGGGGGGAGGGCUCUCCCCUUGUCCACAGGCUCCCUGCCUGCCAAAUGUUUGAGUCCGAUCUCAGGGGGAUUUGCUGGCUUUAACUCUAAAGCCAUUUUGCCUUCUAGUCCUAAACAUCUGUCACUCAGGCCUGGAUCUCCCUCCCCCCUCCCCAGCCAGCUGGCCCCAGUGCUGGGCAGCAGCUCAGAGGCCAGGGAUCUAGGGAGUGCUAGGGCUCAGAGCCUGGUGAAGUCAGACAGGGCUGGCCAGCAAGUGGGGAGGAGGAGAAAAUGACCCUGGCAGCCCUUAAGGAAGCCGGCCACCAAAGCCUCAGCAGGGGAUUCCAGACAGGGCCUUGCUGGAAGCCACCUCUGCUGCUGCUACUGCCACUGCUGCUAUACUGGGUGGCCCCAGUCAGAUCGCAUCGCACCGUUGGGGAGGCCGUGCGGCUCCCAGGGGAUGUGAUGCUGGGUGGCCUGUUUCCAGUGCAUGCAAGGGGUGCAUCGGGGGCUGCCUGUGGGCCUGUGAAGAAGGAGCAGGGUGUGCACCGGCUGGAAGCCAUGCUCUAUGCCCUGGAUCGCAUCAACGACGACCCGGCACUGCUGCCGGGAGUGCGCCUGGGUGCCCGACUGCUGGACACGUGCUCCCGGGACACACAUGCCCUGGAGCAGGCACUGACCUUUGUGCAGGCACUGCUUCGGCCAGCCUCAGGGGCCCGCUGCCCAGGGGGUGGCCAGCCCAUUGGGGCUGUUCCUGAGCAGCGUGUGGCUGCUGUCGUGGGUGCCUCUGCCAGCUCUGUGUCCAUCAUGGUGGCCAAUGUGCUGAGGCUCUUUGCUAUCCCACAGAUCAGCUACGCCUCCACGGCCCCAGAGCUCAGUGACAAUGCCCGCUACGACUUCUUCUCUCGGGUGGUACCCCCAGAUUCCUACCAGGCCCAGGCCAUGGUGGAUGUGGUGCGGGCCCUGGGCUGGAACUACGUGUCCACUCUGGCCUCUGAGGGCAACUAUGGCGAGAGUGGGGUUGAGGCCUUUGUGCAGAUUUCCCGGGAGGCAGGAGGCGUCUGCAUCGCUCAAUCUAUCAAAAUCCCCAGAGAACCAAAGCCUGGAGAAUUUGACAAGGUCAUCAGAAGGCUCAUGGAGACACCCAAUGCCCGGGGCAUCAUCAUCUUUGCUAGUGAGGAUGACAUCAAGAGGGUCCUGGAAGCUGCCCGACAGGCCAACCUGACGGGCCACUUCCUGUGGGUUGGCUCAGACAGUUGGGGGGCCAAGACCUCACCCAUUCUGAAUGUCGAGGAUGUGGCUGUGGGUGCUAUCACCAUUCUUCCUAAGCGGGCUUCCAUCGAUGGAUUCGACCAGUACUUUACCACCCGCUCUCUGGAGAACAACCGAAGGAACAUUUGGUUUGCUGAGUUCUGGGAGGACAAUUUUAACUGCAAGCUGACAACGAUGACAGCAGGCUUGGGUGCCCAGUCCGAUGAAGCUCCCCGGAAGUGCACAGGUGAAGAGAAGAAGACUAGGCCCUGGAUGGUGGUGGUGGCCACAGAGCCCCCAUCAGUCACUCAGUCAGUCAGUCUUCUCUUGGGGACAGGUGAAGAGAGGAUUGGACGAGACUCGGUCUACAAGCAGGAGGGCAAGGUGCAGUUUGUGAUCGAUGCAGUCUAUGCCAUCGCCCAUGCCCUCCACAGCAUGCACCAAGCUUUGUGUCCAGGCCACACUGGGCUUUGUCCUGCCAUGAGCCCCACCAAUGGGCGUGUGCUCCUGCAGUAUAUCCGAGCUGUUCACUUCAAUGGCAGUGCUGGAACCCCCGUGAUGUUCAACGAGAAUGGAGAUGCUCCGGGGCGCUAUGACAUCUUCCAGUAUCAAGUGACAAACGGCAGUGGCAGUUACCGUGCUGUGGGCCAGUGGACUGAGUCCCUGAAGCUCAGUGUACAAGACCUGGAGUGGUUGGGCAGCCCCUUGCUGCCCCCAGCUUCCCUGUGCAGCCUUCCAUGUGGGCCUGGGGAGCGCAAGAAGAUGGUGAAAGGUGUCCCCUGCUGUUGGCACUGUGAACCUUGUGAUGGCUACCGCUACCAAGUGGAUGAGUUCACAUGUGAGGCCUGCCCGCUGGGAGCCAGGCCAACACUGAAUCAUACUGCCUGUCGCCCCACACCUGUCAUCCGCCUUGACUGGGCCUCCCCCUGGGCUGUCUUGCCUCUCUUGCUGGCCGUGGCGGGCAUUGUAGCCACUGCUACUGUGCUGGUCACCUUUAUACGGCACCACAAUACCCCCAUUGUCCGGGCCUCAGGCAGAGAGCUCAGCUACAUCCUCCUCACAGGCAUCUUCCUCAUUUAUGCCAUCACCUUCUUGAUGGUGGCUGAGCCAGGAUCUGCCAUUUGUGCUGCCCGCCGCCUUCUCCUUGGCCUGGGCACUGCCCUGAGCUACUCUGCCCUGCUCACCAAGACCAACCGCAUCUACCGCAUCUUUGAGCGUGGCAAGAGGUCUGUCACUCCGCCGCCCUUCAUCAGCCCUACCUCCCAGCUCGUCAUCACCUUCAGCCUCACUUCUGUGCAGGUUAUAGGCGUGGUGGCCUGGUUGGGUUUCCAGCCACCACACAGCAUCAUCGAUUAUGAAGAACAGCGCACCCCAGACCCGGAACAAGCUCGGGGCGUCCUGAAGUGUGACAUGUCCGAUCUCUCUCUCAUUGGCUGCCUCGGCUACAGCCUGCUCCUGAUGGUAACCUGCACUGUAUAUGCCAUUAAAGCUCGAGGAGUUCCUGAGACAUUCAACGAGGCCAAGCCCAUUGGCUUCACCAUGUAUACCACCUGCAUCGUGUGGCUGGCUUUUGUCCCUAUUUUUUUUGGCACAGCCCAAUCUGCUGAGAAGGCAAGCACCCCACUGGCCGCCCAACCUUGUGGUGCCCACUGAUUGAGUCCUUUCUUCUGUCACUUAUACACUGGAACAGCUGCCAGUUAAUUUCAUCAUGCAUUUGUACGUCUCAUCACUCAUGCACAUUCACAUACCUGUUUGUAAAUGUUGUCAAUCAUUCAUGUUA
Molecule: messenger RNA, 3830 nt
Organism: Monodelphis domestica (gray short-tailed opossum)
Lineage: Eukaryota; Metazoa; Chordata; Mammalia; Didelphimorphia; Didelphidae
Gene: GRM6
Product: glutamate metabotropic receptor 6
Biological process (GO): G protein-coupled receptor signaling pathway
Cellular component (GO): membrane
Molecular function (GO): G protein-coupled receptor activity
Source: RefSeq, a predicted model, not a curated record